Lentinula edodes (shiitake mushroom) is the source of this 2834-nucleotide messenger RNA. RefSeq lists its product as uncharacterized. The record is from RefSeq and is a predicted model, not a curated record. The transcript has 9 exons. Lineage: Eukaryota; Fungi; Basidiomycota; Agaricomycetes; Agaricales; Omphalotaceae. Gene Ontology annotation, cellular component: nucleus. Gene Ontology annotation, biological process: mRNA processing. Gene Ontology annotation, molecular function: RNA binding. Bases 123 to 2834 code for a protein of 903 amino acids.
GUGAGGGCAUCACGCCAUAAUAUCUCCCCCCCGACCUUGAGCGCUUCAAGCUUCAAGGAUAGACUCAACCUUGACUGCACCAUACUGUCUCGUCUCUUCCGAGGAACAAGUGCAUUCGCUCAAUGACCAGCCGCCUCAAGCGAAAGCUAGGAGACAUCGGUGUCGAUACAUCCAGUGCAAGAGCUAAUGAGAACUUCUGUUUAAUAGGAACACCUCUUCCACCACUGGAAAAAUCCCGCGACACAGGGGAAUUUGUCCCGCUAUGGAAACAAGAAGUUCGGGAUGAGAAAGGUCGACGAAGGCUUCACGGAGCGUUUACAGGUGGAUUUAGUGCUGGCUAUUUCAACACUGUUGGCUCAAAAGAAGGAUGGACUCCUCAGACGUUCGUUUCAUCGCGCUCCGACCGUGCAAAGAAGAAAGCGGCAAAACCAGAAGAUUUUAUGGAUGAAGAAGAUAUACAGGAUAUUAGAGAUAGUCGGAAGAUUGUGGAUACCACGGACGAGAUGGAUCUUACUUCCGGAAAGCAAAUGGAGAGCCAGGACGACGCCGAUGUCGAUCCACUAACUGUUGCUCUACAAUCCGCUAUGCUACCUCCUUCAAAAGAUUCAGUUGGUGCUCGUAUACUCAAAAAGAUGGGUUGGCGCGUCGGGCAAGGAAUCGGCCCACGGAUUUCCCUUAAACAAAGACGACUACAGGAUCUGCAAGCCUCUACUGGCUCAGCCUUUUCAGUAGACACAUCAAAAACUAUGCCAGAUGAAGACGCAGAGGAAGCAAGCAAACAUACCUACGCUCCUCGAGAUACACCAGUGCUCGUUGUCGAACGCAAAGACAACAGUCAUGGAUUAGGUUAUCGACCCGGCAUGAGCUUGAAUGACAGUCUGGGUGUGAAAGGCAGUGGUGGCUCAAGUACUGGACCCAACAUAUCAUCCGGAUUCGGACUUGGUGCACUGAAUGACGCUGAUGAAGACGAUCUGGAUGUCUACGACGGUAGCUCUGCGAAUGUUCGAAAUCGCCUCGCUUACGACGCCUUUGACGACCCCGAAAGAGAUCGGACUUUCUCAAGUGGCUCGAAAUCAAAGCUAAGAUCUGCUCCAGGUCCAAUUCCUCCCACUGGAACGUUCCGAGAUGGGACACCUGUGUUACCUGGUUUUGUCCUAUCGGGUAAAGCCGUGAUGGAGGAUCGAUGGUAUCCUCUGCCCGAUAUUCCCCCAGGAUGGAAACCUGACCCAAAACGCGUCUGGUCGCAAGGCCAAAAUCAAGGGCAAUAUCCAGCUUCAAACAAGGAGAAUGUUAAGCAGGAGAACACUGCGGCAAUUCCGCAUGGCAAGUGGAAGACGAGUGGUCUGUCUGCGGACGAUCGAGGAUCAAUAUUGGGCGAGAUACCACUCCCCUCUGCCCCUCGAUCCGUAUUCGAUUAUAUGUCUCAGAAAGACCGCGAUAGGUUAAAGAAUAUCGCUGCCAACCUUCAUUCAACAACAGGACCUCCAGCAACCGCAAGUGCCUCUGACCAGACCUCUCCUCCUGCUCCUGCUCCUGCUGCCACAACCCCUCGUAUUCCCCGCACCGAUCCUCAAAUCGCCCGUGCUGCUCUGACCGGAUUCAAACCAUUUCCCAGCGAUCCAGUCAAGCAAGCACGUUAUACGGCAUACCUUCAAUCACAGGCUGACACUUCUUCCACGAUCAUGUUAGAACCCCUCCCGCACCAAUCCAUUCCAGAAUUCAACUCCGAGAUGGAAGAAUACGCACAGAGUGCUGUCGUGUUCAAACCUGUCAGCGGAGCUAUGGCAGGACGGUUUACGAGCGCAGCUGUAGUUGAGCAUGGGCCGAAGGUGAUAGAGGGUUUACACACUCCAGCUUUUGAGGAACAAUCUUCUAACGAGGAAAAGAAAGCAACGGAGGAGAAGGAACUUUCUCCUAAAGAAAACGCUGCGCGGAUGGGCAUGUAUGGACACUUGACCAGGGAAACCGUUCCCUGGCAGCCAGCGAGGCUGCUAUGUAAGAGAUUCGGUGUGAAGGAUCCGAAUCCAGAACCCAAAACUGAGGAUCCUACUCAGUCGUCCGUCCCAGACUUCCAAGACCCAUCUGCUUUCGACCCUUCUGUGCCCUCUGGGACUGCCGCCGCGGAUUACGGGAUCGUCUCGAUAAAUAAUAACAACAUUGGUGCUAGUACGAGUGGUCCUCGAGAUUUGGCCAACGUCGGUCUCGGUGAUGAAGACGAUACUCAAGGUCGAGAUACUUUGACCUAUGAACGCCCUUCUGUUGACGUGUUCAAGGCAAUUUUUGCUAGUGAUGACGAAGAUUCGAGUGAUGAGGAGGGUGGUGACGAGGGGGACGAGAGGGACAAGGGGCCGAAUGAUAUUGAAACAAGCGGACCCAUUUCAGAGACUACUAUGUCUACGAAAAUAUCUCCGCUCGCCUCUAUCCCCGUAGUGGUAGACGAUCGACCAGUAGAUCCCAAUACCUUUAAACCUACUUUCGUUCGACGAGAAGCUCGGACGACCAAUACCGACUCAGAUAAACAGGAAAAGAAAGAAAGAAAAGAAAAGAAGAAGAAGGAGAAACGGAAAGCUAUUGUCUCGUUUAUGGACGAUGAGGCUGGCGAUACCCUGAACACAGGAGGGUUGAAGUUGAAGGGGGAAAAGGAGGUCGAGAAGGAAGUUAAAUCCAAACGCCGGAACGCUGUGGACGAGAACGAGGAUGAUAUGUGGGUAGAGAAACCUGCGCCUCCAGCUGUCACUGUUGCAUCCGACGUGGAGAUGGCAGACACCUCUACAGCGCUGAGUGUAGGCUCAGAAGUACCAAGGGGGCGCAAGAGGGCUAUCGAUUUCUUGUGA